CCCAGCAGGUCAAAGCAUUCUCAUAGGGCACUCUGACACGAGGAUGAACCCUCUUCUUUUGCCUCAGGGUCAGAGUCUGCACAACAGACCAUCAGGUGAGACAGUGAGAGGUUUGAAGGAGUUAAAUGAGGACCGCUGAGGCUCCGAGCCCAGCGCUGAUCAGCACUCAGUGAUGCAGGAGGAGGAGGAAGAGGAAGGAGGAGCGAGCAGAGCAGCUGAGCCUUUCUGCUUUCAGUCUCUUGUCAGCGAAUGCCAGAGCAGUUUCCUUUGCUGUGCUUCUCUGAAAACACACACACACCAGAACACUCUUCAUUGCUGAAUCCUUUCCUCUCCGCCUGGAUAAUGCUGCGCUGGAAAAGGAGCAAGUUUGUGCUGGUGGAAAAUGAGUCCAAAAGCAAGCCAAAAAGUCUUGGAGCUGGACUGACUUAUCAUUCUCUGCUUUCGACUUUGCUCCACUCCUGUCCGGACCUCGUUCCUGACUGCCCGUUUCACUGGCUGGGAAGUGUUUUCCACAGCAAACGCCAGAAAGUGGAGCUCAACAAAGAGGAACCCACCUACAACGUGCGUUACCUGGGCAGCGUGGUCACCAUCAUGGCUAAAGGUGAAGAUUGCACACAGGAUGCAGUGGCUAAGAUUUGGACUCGCAGCAGCUAUGGCGAACAGAGCGCCAAGAUGAAGCUCACAGUCGGGCCGCACGGCAUCCGCAUGGGGGUGGAUAAAGGUGGCAAAAAGAAGCCUGUCCACCAUUAUUCGCUCAACCGUAUCACAUACUGCACCGCUGAUCCCUUCCGGCCAAAGAUCUUUGCGUGGAUUUACAGGCAUCAGGUGAAGAAUAAAGCGGUGGUUCUACGAUGCCAUGCCGUCCUGUUGGCGAAGGCAGAAAAGGCCAGAGCGUUGGCGCUUAGCCUGUACCAAAACUCUACAUCGGCAUUUACAGAGUUCAAGCGACUAAAGCGGCAAUCCGACUUCCGCCAUUGCCAGCAGCAGCUGUUGGGUGAGGACAUUGUGCCUCUUAUGCCUCUUCGGAGACUUCUGAACGGCCAGUGCCACUACCAGCCACCUGCAGAAAAGCCUGGAAGCGCCACACGGCUCUCCUCAAUUACUGAGGAAGAGGAGGAAGAUGAGGAUGGACAGAGGGAUGCUGAAUCCUUCAACACAAAAAACACAGGCACUCUCAGUCCUUCUAAUACUCCAGAGAAAGAUCUGGGGAAGAUCGUAAAUCGACUGGAUGAGGUUUCGAUUACCAGCUGGGAUGAAGCACAGAUGACUAUCAGCACUCUGGUGUGACGUCAGAUGGAUACAAAUUAGUGUCCUCACCACUGAGCCUCUGUCCUGUCGCCUUUCCCGCCAACCCACUCUGUCUGGUACGUCCAUUGAUGCACCGUGAAACAGCUCUCCGAAACUCGGGAUAAGGUCACAAGGAGCCACAAGGAAGCGUUACACAAGCUGCAUGGAGAAGAAGAGCCAGAAGAAGCACAAUAUAAGGAAGACCACAGGUACACCAAUCAUCCAGAGUUGGUCAAGAGCGUACACCGAAAAGCCUUUAUCUACCCCUGACAUCGAGCAAAGCUUAAACCACACACCCAAAGACGAUGAAACAUUCGUCUUGUACUCACGGCACAGAGUGAUUUUCUGAGUUUGUGCCAUGUGCUUUAGACUGAUGAACUAUGGCAAGGAACCGUAAAAUGUGACUUUUUGUAUGCCCAGAUGGUUCAUAACUGUCCCCCGGUGACAUCUUUCAACUGGCUCGACUUCAGUGAGAUGCGGUUAAAGCCGUUUUAUUGGCAUUGGGAGAAGCACUAAUGAAUUAAACCAUAACUUAGGAAUCGAGCCAUUGACUUGGCAUGUUUACUGCUACCAUUCGUCAUAGCUCUGCUAAUCAGUAAUGCAUAACAAGUGGAGGCAUCAUCUGUGACGUCUGAGAUGAGCCUUUUAAAACAUUUAUAAAAGGUAUCUGUUUUACACUGUGAUUUGUCUGGGACCAAAUGACAGCAAUGUAUAUUGUAUGUAUACAAAUUGUAAUUCAUGCGGAAUAUGUGUUGGUGUAAUGUGGUAGUCAUAAAAACUCAUUUCUAUGCUGUUCACAUGAAGAUCGUAGCUCCCAUCUGUCAACUCUGGCAUGUGUUUUUGUAAUUUCAGCUCAUCGUAUUAAUCCUCUGGAAACUGAUUGGGGGAAAUGGUGAUUUUUCUACUACUUUCAUCUUUUUAUGCACAAUGUUGUAUAAUAAAAUGUUUGCUUAUAUUAAUUAUUAAUUAUUAAUUUUUGGAGCCCCAGCUUUCCAUUUGUUUCAUCCCGGGAUGGGUUCAUUUGAAAAUGCAGACUGCUGAUUUACAGGCUUCAUUUUAAAAGAUCAUAAUUCCUAGCUUAAAAAACACUUAAUUCAAAAAGGAAAAAUAUCUAUUGACAGCCUGUGAGUGGGCUGUGGAAGGAACUGAUUUCAUCUGAAGGGCAUUUAGCUUUUCCGUCAGUGAGGCUAUUAAUCAGCAGAUUGAAUUGUACAGGAAGUGAGCAUAAAACACCUGGGCGGGCAGCACAGAGCUUUCAGUUUGACAUGAAAUCAGCCAGAAGAGCCUUCAACAGCCUCUCAGCACAUAGCUGAUUACAACGGACAAAAGGACAAGCACAUAAAAGCACGCAAUGCUGUAAGAUCUGCGUCAAAUUCACCCCAACAAGAUCUCCUUUCUGAAGUGCUGUUGAAAUGGUUUUAUUAUUGGUGCUUGCUAGGACAGACAUCACUAUUGCUAUUGCUUAUACUUGGGGUUAGGCAAUGGAUUUAAUCGUCCCAUGCCAUUUUCGAGCUAUGUGGAUGAUUUAAAUUUGUGAGUUAUGCUCAUUAGUUUUCCAAGUGAUCAGAUCAUCUGCAAUUUUACAAAACAAAAAAGUGUGGCACCACUUGCUACUGUGUACAUAAAAUGUGCAAAUGUAGUUUGUUUGUGCUGUAACUAUUUUUAAAUAUAUAUAUUUUGUCCCUGAAAUAUUGUGGGAUUCUUUGGGUGACUUGUUUAAUUAAUCUAAAAUGACUGGGUAUUGUGGGUUUCUGAUCUUUUCAAUUUUUUUUAGAUGUUCUGUUCUGACUGAAAUGUGAGUUUUUGUCAACAGGAAUUAAAAGGGCCAUAUGAUGCUUUUUUUGAAGAUCAUUAUUUUGUGUAUUUUGUGUAACAGAAUAUGUUUACAUGCUUUAAUGUUCA
Carassius auratus (goldfish) is the source of this 3189-nucleotide messenger RNA. It is a transcript of the gene fam43b, whose product is annotated as family with sequence similarity 43 member B. The transcript has a single exon. The record is from RefSeq and is a predicted model, not a curated record. The coding region runs from base 250 to 1287 and encodes 345 amino acids. Lineage: Eukaryota; Metazoa; Chordata; Actinopteri; Cypriniformes; Cyprinidae.